UCAUUCAUUCUCUCCUGCCCUCUGCAUCGUGCCUGGUGUGCUGGGGGGUACUGGACUUGGGCGGAUCGGAGACAGUGCCAUAAACAGUCACAGUAUAUAGGUUUUGGGAGAGGCUGCCUAUGUACUGAAAAACAUUGGUGUCAUAGCCCAGAGUCCAGGCACUGGUUCUGGGCACUCAGGACGAGCCUGGACUCUACAGUUGCAUGCUGCCCAGGCCUCUGACCUUGACUCUCCAUAGCCUGCAGGCUGGAGUAGGAGCCCAGCAUAGGCUCCCUCUGUGGCACUGUGCACACCGGAUGUUUGCCUCUCAGACGGAGGGGGAGCUCAAAGUGACCCAGGUUCUCAAGGAAAAGUUUCCUCGCGCCACAGUUAUUCAAGUCACAGACAUCUCAGGCACUAAAAGAAGAGAUCAAGGGCAUGCAUGGCCUUCGGAUAUUCACCUCUGUCCCCAAGUGCUGACCGCACCCCGGCUACGUGACUGUUCACGCUUAAGACCUGAGUGCACUUCGCUCACAACGAUAUUUCAGAAAAAUCCCUGCCCACCUCCAAAAAUAUCUUUUUGUUCAUAGACAUUUCUAUAUUAUAAUUAUGGGAGCUGUGUUAUCUAUUUAGAGUUAAUUAAACUUCACAGGUACCUAC
This is a messenger RNA of Apodemus sylvaticus (European woodmouse), 639 nucleotides long. It is a transcript of the gene Bola3, whose product is annotated as bolA family member 3. The transcript is spliced from 3 exons. The record is from RefSeq and is a predicted model, not a curated record. NCBI's taxonomy places the organism in Eukaryota, Metazoa, Chordata, Mammalia, Rodentia, Muridae. Bases 204 to 569 code for a protein of 121 amino acids.